Gamsiella multidivaricata is the source of this 567-nucleotide messenger RNA. RefSeq names its product small GTPase superfamily. Lineage: Eukaryota; Fungi; Mortierellomycota; Mortierellomycetes; Mortierellales; Mortierellaceae. Gene Ontology annotation, biological process: small GTPase-mediated signal transduction. The transcript has 4 exons. The coding region runs from base 1 to 567 and encodes 188 amino acids. The record is from RefSeq and is a predicted model, not a curated record. Gene Ontology annotation, molecular function: GTP binding; GTPase activity.
AUGCCAGAUACCCGCAAGAAGCUUGUUGUUGUUGGCGACGGCGCCUGUGGAAAAACAUGCAUGUUGAUAGUACACUCCAAAAACGAGUUCCCAAAGAAAUACGUCCCUACUGUCUUUGAGAACUACACCAUGGUGAUUUCACACGGCAAGCAGCAGAUCGAGCUCUCACUUUGGGAUACAGCCGGACAGGAAGAUUACGAUCGCUUGCGACCACUGUCAUACCCAGAAUCAGACGUGGUUCUGAUGUGUUACUCCGUCGAUUCUGUAUCAAGUCUUGAUAAUUUGAUGGAGAAAUGGCAUCCGGAACUGGCGCAUUUCUUGGAAAGCGUACCCAAGAUCGUAGUCGGGCUUAAGACCGAUCUGAGGGACGAGGCAGCAGAAGAAGAUAAGGAUCGGUUCGUGUCAUAUGAGCGGGGCGCACAAGUUGCGGCGUCGUUGUAUUGCAAAUACUACGAGUGCUCCGCAAAGACCGGCAAAGGCCUUCAAGAGGUCUUCCAGGCCGCUGUCAAGGCAGCGAUGCAGUCUCGAAUCUCAAAGAUGCGCAAACGUGCAUGUUCCAUCCUUUAA